This is a messenger RNA of Paramecium octaurelia, 795 nucleotides long. The record is from the annotation of a GenBank genome assembly. Lineage: Eukaryota; Ciliophora; Oligohymenophorea; Peniculida; Parameciidae.
AUGUAGUUGUUAAGAGUUUUUCUUAUUCGACAUGGGUAAUCUAUGUAUCAGAGUCUGAAAAUUGUGUCUGGCAAGAACGAAUUAGGUUUGAGUGGAUUAGGCAUUGUAUAAUCCAAGAGAGCUGGAACUCUAUUACAAAAUUUAAAAUUUGAUUAAGUCUACACAAGUGAUUAUAAGAGGUAUAAUUAUUCAGUAACCUAAGAUGCAUUGAAUCUUAUACUCAUAUUGAGAAUUAGUUGAAAUAAAAACCCAGAGUCAUUACAUAUACACCUUUAUUAAGAGAAGUUAAUUAAGGCGAAGAAACAUUAAAAUCUUACUAGGAUGUCUCUCUCUAAUCACAACCCAAACAAUCUUCAGAUCUGAACAAUGAAAUCUAGGAAAGAGUUGAAACCUUUCUUCAUCAAUUGAUUAGAGAUUAAAUAUACAAAAAAUCUUAUAAAUUUGUAAUUAAUUAUAUAACAAUAGUUUCCAUAUCGACAUUAACUAGGAUCAUAAAUAGAUACAAAUAACUUCUACAAUCCCUCAGUUUAGUAGUUCAGCUCUUAUUCCAAGGAAUCUGGCAUGAUUAAAGUUUUAGUUUUAAGUCAUGCUGGAUUUAUAGCAUAAACUCUUAGAUAUCUUCAUCAUAGACAAAAUUCUCAUUUAUCUAAUAGUGAACAACCUUGCAUCUAUGCUAAAAAUGGAGCAAUAUUUCUAUUGGAUUUCUAUGUGUCAGAUUUAGAGAGUUGGGAUUGCAAAAUAUCAUUAACGAAUUGGAAACGAGGAAUUAAUACUCCUUUCGAUUUAAUUAAUUGA